Molecule: messenger RNA, 4102 nt
Organism: Spirometra erinaceieuropaei
Lineage: Eukaryota; Metazoa; Platyhelminthes; Cestoda; Diphyllobothriidea; Diphyllobothriidae
Source: the annotation of a GenBank genome assembly
AUGCUCACAGCAGUAACAAAUGCAACGGGAAAUUCGGCUGGUGCUAAACUGAGGUGCUUGUACACGAAUGCCCAAAGCCUCCUAUCGAAACUAGACGAACUAAAACUUUGCCUUGUUGAGCAGUCUCCAGAUGUUUUAGCAGUAACUGAGACCUGGUUGUCCGGGAAUAUUAGCGAUAACGAAGUAGCCUUGCCUGGAUACCAAAUUUAUCGGAGGGACAGGGAACAUCGUCAGGGUGGUGGUAUCGUUGUGUAUGUGAAUGACGGUCUGGCAGUGUCGGAUAACACCACCAAGUUUGUGUGCAGUACGGAAGCUAUCUGGUUGACCAUCAAGGCUACCGGUUCCCCGUGUCUCGAUGUCCUUACUGUCUACCGACCACCUAGGACCGACGGAAUCGCCGACGCUCAACUAUUGGAGCAGUUGGAGAAAUUUUCCAGUCGACCUAACAUCAUGAACAUGGGCGACUUCAACGCACCAGGAACAAACUGGAAUACCCUCCAAGCGUCAGGUCCAAAAUCGGCAUUCGAUUACCGCCUGUUGAGCAAGACAUUAAAUGCGUGCCUCACACAACAUGUAAUGUUCCCAACGAGAACACGUGAAGGACAAUGGGCAAACUGCCUGGAUAUGGUCUUUACGAAAACACCAGACAGCGUAGACGAGAUCGCCUCCAUGCCGCCCCUUGGCCGAAGUGACCACGUAGUGCUUAUGUGGGAUUAUUCGUUAUUCUCCAUUUCACACACUCCAGACCACAAAAGGCGUAAUGUUUGGCGGGGCGAUUUCAAUCAGAUGAGGGCAGACUUAUCCGGUCUUGACUGGGGCUCUUUGUUUACGGGAAGUGCCAACGAUGACUGGGAGCUGUUCAAGAAUGUCCUUCUGCAGCUCAUCAACAACCACUGCCCACUGACUAGUGUAAGACUGAACAAACGCCCUGGGUGGCUAAAUAGCAACCUCAAAAAAAAUCAACAGGAAGCACAAAUUGUGGAGCAAAUACUGCGUCACUAGACAAGCUGAAUGCUUCAAAACCUACAAGACACAGAGGAACAAACUGAGGAAGCUGAUAAUUCACACGCGGCGGGAAUUCGAGAAGAACUUGCUACAAAAAGCAACGCAGAACCCAAAAUUGCUCUACAGCUACCUCCGACGAAGUACGAGGAACAGGCAUCAAAUCCCUUUGAUAAAGACUACUGAUGGCGUUGAGAUUGCUGAUAGUAGGGAUAAAGCUGCGUAUUUUUCACGGUUUUUCCAAUCAGUCUACACAAACGAGGCAAGGUUCCUUCCUCCCUCCACAGAAGAAUUGCCGACUCCACGCGUCAGUGAUAUACUCUUCUCAGAAGGCAUUGUCCGAAGAGAAUUAGAGGCAUUGAACGAAUCGAAGUCGCCAGGACCAGACGAGAUUCCAUCCAAGCUUCUGAAGGAACUUGCCCGUGAGCUCUCUGUGCCUUUGUCGAUGCUCUUUCAAACGUCAUUUGACACUGGAACACUUCCUGUCGAUUGGAAGCUGGCGCAUAUUACUCCGCUACACAAAGGAGGUAACAGGGCAGCGACGACAAAUUACCGGCCCAUAAGCUUGACAUGCAUUCUCUGCAAAGUUAUGGAAAGGACCAUAAAGUGUGAACUAAUGCAAUUCCUGGAAGUUCACGGCCUGCUAUCGAAAUGCCAACAUGGGUUCCGAAAAGGAAGAUCCUGCACGACAAACCUGCUGCAAUCUCUCCAGAGCUGGACCCAAGCUCUCGACGACAGGCACGCGAUACACAUAGCCUUCAUCGACUUCCAGAAGGCUUUCGACACUGUGCCAAACCAAAGGCUCUUACAUAAGCUGAAAAAAAUAGGGAUCGGUGGCAACUUCCAUAAAUGGAUCGAAAACUUCCUUGUGGGUCGACACCAGGUUGUGUGCGUCGGUCGGGGAAAAUCAGAUCCGGCUAUGGUCGAAAGUGGUGUCCCCCAGGGUUCAGUACUGGGACCCAUUUUGUUCCUUAUCUACGUGGACGAUGCCGCAAGAGAUUUGGACUGUGAAGUAGCAAUGUUUGCGGACGACAUGAAGAUAUGGAGUGUAAUUCGUGGUCCUGCCGAUGAAGACAGACUGCAGAUGAACCUGAAUCGGUUGGAGGAGUGGUCAAACCGUUGGCUCCCGCGGUUCAACGUUGCCGAAUGCAGCAUACUUCUCCUAGGCAACACAGCUAGAUCCGCCAGCACAAGAGGCCACUUUCUGGGCGGUGCAGCCCUACAAGAGGUCGAAGCCCAAAAGGACCUCGGUGUGCUUACGACGAGUUCCCUAAAACCAUCCGCCCACUGUUCGAGGGUGGCAAAAACCGCAAUGUCCGUACUGUACGCCGUCAAGCGUGCGUUUAUGGACUUUGACAAAGAAGCCUUCUCUAAGACAUUCGGAACAUUCGUCCGGCCGCAUUUAGAGUACGGCAUACGAGCUUGGAGGCCGUGGAGUGUUGUGGAUCAAAACUGCCUCGAAAGAGUCCAGAGGAGAGCCACGAAGAUGCGACCCGCCUAGUAAAUCUGAACCUCUUUCCUUUGAGUUACAGGCAACUUCGCGGAGAUCUCUUGCAAGCCUUCCGCAUUGUAAAGGGGUUGGAUGGCAGUCUGGCCCUCGAGGACUUUUUGAAUUUGCUACCACGACCAACAUCCGAGGUCACCCGUUAAAACUGCGCACUCAGCAGGCACGGCUGGAUGUGCGGAAGUUCUCCUUCUCGGUUCGGGUGGUCAAACCGUGGAAUGAGCUUCCCGCAGAUGUUGUGAUGUCACCAUCUAUACAAAGUUUUAAGAAGAAUCUGGACAUAUUUAUGUUCCGAAAUGACCAAGAGCGAUGAGAAGUCGAGCUCACCCCCUGUAACUCCUUCUCAUUUUGUCCCACCAUUAUGGGCGUGUUUGAACAAUUUCAGCCCAGAACAUCUAUCUGUACACCACACAUUUUUUACAUUGCAAAUAGGGUACUCAAAGGCUUACGCCUAUUUCCCUCAAUAAACUGAACUGAACUGAAGUGAACCGCUGGGGCCGUAAUUGAUGCGGUGGUGGCUUGUCGGUCCGAGUCCGAGUCGUUAAUUGCCGCGAUUUCGUCAUCCGUGCUGGAUGCUGGUGUGACGAUUGCUCGGCAAACUGGCUCACUGUCACCGUGAUGAUUGCUCGCCCGCGCCCUCCCCACGUGACUGAUUCUCCCGCUCAGGGAAAAUCGCAGUACGCUAUAGGGUACCGGGAUGUCAUUGUGCUUGUUGAUGGAUUGCGGGCCUGAGAACCAUGACUCGAGCAGCUCGCGGCUCACGUGGUUGUCACCCCUUGCGAGGAUUUCGGCCUCUUGAAAUUUGAAAAUAUGGCCGGGUCCCGUCGAAUGUGCCGCCACUUGAGAGUUAGCGUCUCCCCGCCUCACUGCUGCUGCGUGCUCGGCAAUUCGCGUACGGGGUAAUCUCCCAGUUUCUCCGACAUAAUUGCUUUGUCCGCAACUACACCAGAUCCGGUAAAUGACUCCAGACGUGUCCUGCCGUGGCAGGGGGUCUUUUGGCCUCAUGACUUGGCGCCUAAUGGUUGCUUCCGGCCUGUGUGCAACCCCAACUCCAAGUGGAGUGAGAAGACGACUGACGGCUUCCGAGACGUUCUUCACGUACGGAAGAGCCCGCCAAAAUUUGGGUCCGUUUGGAUUUGGUCUCUGGUGUCCUUUUCGUAUACACUGGUUGACAAAGCUGUGCGGGUAACCAUUGGCUCUCAUUACCCGUCGAAGAUAUUGUAGUUCAGCAACCUUGUCUUCCAUUUCACUGCAGUGCGUCUCAACGCGCCGGUAAAGCGCCCUUACGCAACUGCGUUUGUGACUGAUCGGGUGGUUCCUAUUGAAGUUCAGUAUUUGCGUCGUAUUUGUCGCUUUCCUGAACACUUUGGUUUUUAGGCCACCACAAUCUUUGCGGCAGACGAGGACAUCCAGGAAGGCCAGCUGAUUGUUUUCCUCCUUCUCCAUCGUAAAUUGGAUGUCCGGGAAGACGGCGUUGAGUUGUUCUUUGAACGUCAGCACCUGAUCCCGUUCGAUGACGAUGAAGGUGUCAUCCACAUACCAAGCCCAAAAUUUCGGUCUGUGUUGCCGGAAAACCAGCGACUCCAGCCGUUGUAG